AUGUACAGAGGGGGACGCUGGCGGGUGCUCUUCUUCGGCACCGACGACUUCGCCGCCGAGUCGCUGAGGGCGCUGGACGCCGCCAGGGAGCCCGACCAGGAGGCGCUGGGGGGCAGCCUGGAGGUCGUGACCCUGCCGUCGUCCUCCACGAGGAGCCUUCCCGUGGAAACCUGCGCGGCGCAGCGCGGGCUGCCGCUCCACCACUGGCCGCGCGUGGGCCCCUGCGGCUGCUUCGACGUCGGGGUGGUGGCGUCGUUCGGGCGCCUCCUCAGCGAGGACCUCAUCCGGCAGUUCCCAUAUGGCGUGUUGAAUGUGCAUCCCAGCUGUCUCCCACGGUGGCGUGGCCCUGCUCCAGUAAUCCACACAGUGCUUCAUGGUGAUACAGUAACUGGAGUGACAAUUAUGCAGAUUAGACCCAAAAGGUUUGAUGUUGGUCCAAUUAUUAAGCAAGAAAAGAUUGCUGUUCCUCCCCACUGCACAGCAAAGGAGCUAGAAGCAAUAUUAUCAAAACUGGGUGCUAACUUGCUUCUUUCCGUUUUGAAAAACUUGCCUGAAAGUUUAGAAAAUAAAAGGGAGCAACCGCAGGAGGGAGUCACGUUUGCUCCUAAGAUCACUGCUGCCGUGAGUUGUAUAAAAUGGGAAGAACAAACUCCUGAGCAGAUACUGCGACUACACCGUGCCAUAGGAGCUAAAUUCCCGUUGCAGACACUCUGGGAGGGUAGUCCUGUUAGACUUCUGGAUUUUGUGGAGGUGCAUAACAACCCUGACUUUGCUGAUCAUUUAUUAAAUGAAGACAGAACAGUUCCAGGCUUUGUGUUAUACCACAAACCUUCCCAGACAUUGGUGGUUCGUUGCAAGGAAGGCUGGGUUGGAGUCAAAACUGUCAUAAAGAACAAGAGGCUUAUAGCUGUUGACUUCUAUAAUGGAUACUUACACCCAUGGUUCCAUCGGAAUUCAAAACUGCUUCUUGAGGAUUGCAGAUUUCAAACGCUCAAGCUUAACACAACAAAGAAAGCUUCAAAAAGAAAGGAAAUGGUGGUGAACGCUAUAACACACUAACAGCAUGAAAACUGUUGAGCAGGGCACCUGUAAAUUAAUAGAGACAUUAAAUAUUUUAUUUCAUUAUUAUAAGUGAAGCUGAAUAGCUGAUCUUGGUAGCAGUGAAGAUUUCCUCGAAACUGUUUUCCAAAGUACUGCUUCCUUGAGAGAAGAAACGUAAGUCUGUAAAUGGUGAAGACUAUGAAUUGAUCUUUUUAUUUACUUUCGGACAAUAAAUUAUUUUUAUAUAUAAUUUUUAAAGUUGAAGUUUGGGGUUUUUAGCGUGACUUCAAAGGGUAAAUCAGUGUUUGGUUAAUUUCACCUUUUUGAGAUACUUGGAGCAGAUUUUUCCAUUAAAUCACACAGGAAACGGUGUUGAAAUACUCCUCCAGUUGCAACAUCCUGUUUCUAUGAAACACCAAUUUUGUAAUAUUUCUUUAGCGGGACAUUUGCUAGCAAAUUCUGUACAUGACCAUUCUCUUGAAAUUGUUAGUAUGAUCCUCCAUUAUCUAAAACUAGCGAAUUGUCUGUCAAGAAUGACACAUGAAUUUCAGUAACAAAAACAAACAGGUUUUACUUUUCAUAUUUAUUAAAUAAAUUAAAUAUUUAUAGAUCUUAAACAAAAUAGGCUGAACAUUUGAAGAUACCAAUCCCUUCCUGCACUUGGUCUCGUCCAGCAGGCGCAGCUGCUACCUGUGCACCUCUUUGCUGGGCAAGAGCAAGGGCAGGCAAGCUCCUCGCAGCAGCCGCCUAUGCCCCAGGGCUUCCUCCAUGCUGCCCCCGGGCGCCUCCUGCCCUGCUUAGAGCUCGGGAUAGGGCAGCCUCUGCUCACCCAUUGCCUCACACCUCUGCCCUCCCCACUGCGCUGAGCUGCCGGUGUCCUCCUGGGAGGAGCUCAGUAGAAACAGCCCUGGCUCCUGACUUUUUUGUCUCAGUUCUGGAAGUUGGGAUCAUACUGGCAUGGUCACUAAACAAAUGCUAAAGUUUUGGGUUGGUCUAAUAAAAGAUAUCAAAUUCACCCAAGGAACCUUGUCUGCCUAUGUCCUCAGACCAACACAGCUACAACCUACACCCCUGCAAAGUUUAGCAAAGACAUUUAUGUGAAGACACAAAUAUUCUCUCUUACAGUUUUCAAGCUAUUCAUAUUUAAAGAGCGUUACGCACAGACAGACACACAGACAGACAGACUAAGCCCUUUAGAUAAAUAGAUAGAUGGAUAGAUCAGCCUUCAGAUAUAGCAAAAACUGGAUAGUACCUAGAGCAGUGUUUCUCAACCUUUUUAGAUUCGAGGCACCCUUUGGAAUAUGUCAGCUCUUAGUUUUCACUCUUUUUCAGUAGACAAAAAAAAAUAGAGCAAUCUUUCUGUUGCAAAGAACUCAGAAAGGGCACAGCCGUUGAUUUAUUUUUGAAGUCUCUGAGUUUAUCUUGUGAAUCAUGUUUGUAAACCUAACAGUACUAACCAGUGCUGGGGCACCCUAGUUGAGAAUCACUGACCUAGAGGUUAAGGCCAGAAGAAAGCAUUAGAUCAUCUAGUCUUUCCCCUUAUGACCCUUAAACUCUAGUCUGUUAUCCCUGUCUUGAGCCCACUAACUUGUAUUUGGCUAGGAAAUCAUCAAAAAAAUGCCUAGCCUUUUGAAGCCGUGUAAAAAUGGUGAAACCCACUCCCAAGUGCUAUCAUAGGUGAAGCUGUUUAAUCUUUGGAAAAGGUCAAACUUCAUGCCUUAUUUCUAGUUUGAGUUCCAGCCACUCGUUCUUCUUUAAAUCUUAUUCAUUAAAGAGUCUGUUAACACCCAGGAUCUCUUUCUACCUCCUACUCCCUUCCCCUGGAGAAGUUUAAAUCCUCUGAGUCUAACCAGGUCAUCCCUUGAUCAUCUCUUUCUCAAGCUAGGGUCCCUUGCAUCUUUUCAUUGUAAAGCACUUUUCCCAGCCUGUGGAUCACUUUUCUGUUGCUCUUUUGUACCCUCUUCAAAUCUUCCAAGUUCUUUUUGCAAUGUGGAUACUAGGGGUUUGCGAAUUGGGCCCUAUUUGAUUCGGGUUCAGAUUCAGCCUGAAUUGGGGACAGUGAUUCGAUUCAUUGAUUCAGUUCACUGUUCCCAGUUCAACUUGGCCGAAUCCAAAUCUGAACAUUCGAUGCUGAUUCAGAGAAUCGGCAAUUUGGACGUAGACACAGCUUUAAAUGCUUUUUCUACGUGCCUCGAGGUAGCAUGUGCAGCUCGUGAUCACUGCGAUGCUGGGGUGCGUGGAGUGUCCCAUAGGGACGGUACUUUCGGUACGCUUCUGGAUCUGCUGGGGAGUGCAUGGGGCUUCUUCCCCCUCCACCCCCCGUCCGCACCCCCCAGCUCGGCAAUCGGCCACGGGGCAAUCCCAAGUGCACCCCAGGCCCAGGAGGCACCAGUUGGCAAGCUGGGGGGGCAUGAGGGGGCCCCCCAGUGUGCUCUCCGGCAGACCCGGAAGUGGACUGGAAGUGUUUCUGAUCCAUUUUGGGGUCUGCUGCUGAGCGCACUGGGGAGCCCCCCAUGCUUCUAUGGGACAGUCAUGCCACCUAUGCUUCUGUAGGACACUCCAUGCACCUCAGCAUCGCAGCACCCAUGACCCACCUGUU
This is a messenger RNA of Alligator sinensis (Chinese alligator), 3640 nucleotides long. RefSeq names its product mitochondrial methionyl-tRNA formyltransferase (gene MTFMT). NCBI's taxonomy places the organism in Eukaryota, Metazoa, Chordata, Crocodylia, Alligatoridae. Gene Ontology annotation, molecular function: methionyl-tRNA formyltransferase activity. The transcript has 10 exons. Gene Ontology annotation, biological process: conversion of methionyl-tRNA to N-formyl-methionyl-tRNA; biosynthetic process. Gene Ontology annotation, cellular component: mitochondrion. Bases 1 to 1059 code for a protein of 352 amino acids. The record is from RefSeq and is a predicted model, not a curated record.